Molecule: messenger RNA, 789 nt
Organism: Penicillium canescens
Lineage: Eukaryota; Fungi; Ascomycota; Eurotiomycetes; Eurotiales; Aspergillaceae
Product: aminotransferase class IV
Exons: 1
Coding region: 1-789 (262 amino acids)
Molecular function (GO): catalytic activity
Source: RefSeq, a predicted model, not a curated record
AUGACUGAAUCGUUCAAUGUCAUAUCCACCCUCCGCUAUGACCCGGCGCUGCCAGGAAUGGCGGAAGGAGCCCGGAAUAAUUACCCAGACUCUCAAUGCACGCCGUACUAUCUUCUACCCUACCACCAGGACCGGCUUCUAAGCGCAGCGAGGUGUUUCAAUUGGCCAGACGCAGUAAAGUUCCUUGAGCAGGAUCGUAAACAUUUCCUGGAUUUCUUGGAUUCUUUCAUUCCUGACCCAACAAAGCCGUGGCGACUUAGAAUUCUUAUCGACAAAGAUGGAACAGGAAGAGUCGAGGCCAGCAUGUCUUCCCCUGGUCCAGUUAAUCUUCUUACCCCCUUCGACAUGAGCACCUCAUCCAUCAUAUGGCGAGUCCAUGUCGACUCCCAGUGGACCACCCCUUCGGCAUUUACCACCCACAAGACUACUCAGCGCGAUAACUAUACUGAAGUACGCUUGCGAGCGGGGAUAAAGUCCCCAAAGGAUCAAGUGGAGGUGCUGAUGGUGAAUCAGCAAGGAGAAGUUAUGGAGGGAAGCAUCACCACGGUAUACUUCCGGCGCCCAUCGCCAUCAGCUCCACAUGGAGAGGGGAAGGCCAGUGAUGCAAUGCAGCAAUGGAUUACACCACCCCUUGCUAGUGGAGGGAAUGCAGGAACAACCAGGCGGUUCGCGUUGGCCUCUAGGUUGUGCUCCGAAGAGGUUAUCAAUGCGGCUGAUUUGAGGGACGGGGAUGCAUGCUGGAUCAGCAACGGGGUGCGAGGAUUCAUUCGUGGUGAAAUUGUUCGUUAG